GCGCUCUAGGGGGAUGGCCGGACCAGUCCAGCCUCAAAGCUUGCCCGCUGUGAACUUUGCCCUCCAGAAAUAUGCUCCUGGGAAUGAAUGGCAUCUGAAGACUCCUGCACUACCUUACUGCUGUAUCUCAUUUAUGAAGUCAGAUCUCUGAGAAGGGAGGGACUCAAGCACUGGGAGACGGCGCAUGUUUGUGUAUUUGAACCAGGAGACGGAGGAGGGAGGAAGGAAAGGAGAGGCCAAAUAAGACAGCAGGAAGGGGGAGGGCAGCACUGUACAGCCGAGAGAGGCUUGAUCGCAUGAUGUGAGCAGUCAAGACGCUCUGCAGUUACAGUGGCUCUCUGUUCUGAGGAUCCAGGUGGGUUUUCCUUCUCGCCGGGGGCCUCAGGAACGGCCGUGCUCGGCCGGCCUCUGGGGACUCGAGCCGUAGUAUGGGACAGAGUGCUAGCAGCGAGAGUGUGGUCCAGCAACCAGCGCAACACAGCACGGACAAUGAGGUCGACCUGCAGCAGAGCACAACAGGGGAUGAAGAAAGAAACUCAGGUGGAACGCCGCCAACCAAACGCAAGGGCAAGUUUUCAAAAAUGGGAAAGAUCUUCAAGCCCUGGAAGUGGAGGAAGAAAAAGCCAAGUGAGAAAUUCACUGAAACCUCUAUAGCUUUGGAAAGAAAAAUUUCUGUCAGGAAAAGUCGUGAUGAGCUGAUUAAGAGAGGGGUUCUCAAAGACAUACCAGAGAAUGAGAGCAACAAUGUGAAGCUCACCAAAGGUCAACCAAUGAAGAAUGGACACCCUGUGCCAAUGGAUGUGGAUAGGGUGUCAGAAGCGGGAUUUGGAGUAUCUCGAGGCGAGUCUGACCUCAAGGGGAAUCUUAGGGUUCCUCAGGGAGAUGAACGUAGAACAAGAGCACCGUCUGAUGCUUCCCGAAGUAGCAGAGCUCCUCUGGAUGUAGACUCCCAUGUAAGGCUCUCCCUUGAUGUUGACAAGCGAGGCCGUCUUCCCUCAGAUGUUGACAAGCGAGUCCGUCUUCCCUCAGAUGUUGAGAAGAGAGGAGGGUCUUUACCUCGAGGUCCUCUACGAGAUGAUAGGUACCAUAGAGAGGACAGAGGAAGAAAGGACAGGGAGGAUGUGGAGAGAAGAGAUUGGCGAGAGGAAAGGGAAAGGGAUGGAGCUGUUAAUAGAGAGGAAAGAGAAAGGCGAGAUUGGAGAGAUGACAGAGAGAGAGACAGAGACGAAAGAAUGGACAUUCGCGACAGCAGGGAUCGGGACGAGAGGGAACGAAGAGAUCGAGAUGAGAGAGAGCGUAAGGAUCGGGACAGGGACGAGAGGCCGGUGAGGGACAGGGACGAGCGGGAGCGGAGGGACAGGGACGAGAGGCCGGUGAGGGACAGGGAUGAGCGGGAGCGGAGGGACCGGGAUGAGAGGCCAGGGAGGGACCGGGACGAGAGGCCAGGGAGGGACAGGGAUGAGCGGGAGCAGAGAGACCGGGACGAACGGGAGCGGAGAGACAGGGACGAGCGGGAGCGGAGGGACGGGGAUGAGCGGAGGGACCGGGACGAACGGGAGCGGAGGGACCGGGACGAACGGGAGCGGAGAGACAGGGACGAACGGGAGCGGAGAGACAGGGACGAGCGGGAGCGGAGGGACCGGGACGAGCGGGAGCAGAGGAAUAAGGAUGAAAGGGAGAAAAGAGUGCAUGAUGAAAGGAAAGAGAACAGAGAUGUCAGAAAAGAUGACAGAGAAAGAGAAGGAAAAGGUCCUCCAACAGAGAGAGAUUUUAGGAGGGACAACAGGGACCGAUGGGAAGACGGAGAGAGGAGAGAGGACAGAGAAAACCCCAAGAGAAAUGAAAAAGAGCCAAAAGACGAGAGUGAGAGAAGGGAGAGGCCGGUGCCUCAGCGUGCCGUGGACGGCCCCCGGUCUCUGGUCAGGCCGGUCUCUGACAUGGACCUGAGGCCUCCUCUACAGAAGACGUCCUCAGAGGACAGCAAGAGAGCUCCCCUGCCCUCAGAGGCCGACCGGAGGACAACUCUGCCCAGACACAACGCACCGGCAGAGUUCAGAGAGCGCUCAGAGUCUGCUGCUGUCCGCUUCGCCCCCGACACUCAUCCAGCACCAGACUCCCAACAGGAACCCCUCCCACCCAAGCAGGCGCUGCUCCCCCCUAAAUUCCUCACCGGCCCUCCCUCUGAGUCUGGCAAGUGUCCAACCCCCUCCUCCUCUUCAUCCUCCUCUUCAUCCUCCUCCUCAUCCUCUGAAGUACCUGUGUCCAAACCGCCAAGGACGGUGUCCCUGAUAAUAGAAGACCCACCUCGACCCCCCCACACUGUGCUUUCCUCAGCUGACACGCCUCCCCCCAUCCCCCCUCACGCCAAGCAGCCUCCUGUCCCUCCACCUAAACCCACCAACCGUAACAGCAAUCCUGCAGCCCUGGCUUCCUCGUUGGACAGGAGCUGUAAUGUCAGGCAGGCCGGCCCCUGGAGCCGCUGGAGGCAGCAGGGCCCGCUGGGCCCCUACCGCUCUCUGCCUGUGUACCUGCCACACAGGACUGGCCAGGCCUGCUCAGCAGAACUUUCUCACCCCGGCAGCGGUGUGAUUGUGGUCCCAGCGCCGACCAGGCGCUCACCACCAACCCCACCCAAGCGGAUGACGCCCGUCACCAAGCGGCACUCUGUGGACCCGACUCCAGAGCCUCCCUCCACCGAGCCCCCCUCCGGCCACGCUGGGGUUCCCCCCGCAGCACUUCCCCAGAUGUCCAGCGAGCCUCUGCCUCCACUGCCCUCCCACAUACCUCCAUCGCCCCCCAGGGUGAAGUUUCUCCAGCCACCGAGCUCCUCUGGCCAAGCUGAUCCCCCCAGCCCAACAACAGAGCCCCCCAGUCAGCACCCCGCCAUCCCCCUGCACAUCCUGAUCCAGAGAGCGCUGGCGAGCCCCGGCCCGGCUCAGCCCAACCCAGACGGCUCCCAGAGGGCCCACUCCCUCCUGUUUGAGUCUCCCCCAGACUUCCUGACAGAGGCAGGGGGCAACUCCCGCCACUCCCUCCCCAUCACCAUGGAACCACUCAGGCUGCCUGAGGACGACGACUUCGACAUGGAGGAGGAGAUGCAGAAGCUGCAGCCGCAGAGGCCUCGCCGGCAGCUGGAGCUGGAGCCCCGCAGUAGGAGGGGCCUGGUGGAAGACCCCAGAGUGAGCGUCAUCCCCGAGGGAGGGGGUCCUGAGGACAGCCCGGAGGAGGAGUCCGACUCUGAUGGGCCAAUCCUGUACAGAGACGAUGAUGAUGAGGAGGAGGAUGACGACGAAGGCCCACCAAGUGGCCUAGCAAGCCGCGUGAAGAGGAAGGACACGUUAGCCAUGAGGCUGGAGAAACAGGAGCGGCAAGAGAGAGCAGAGCAGGCCGCCAGAGAGGGCGAGGAGGAGAUGACCUGGCACAGCCGCGAGCAGUGGCUGGCCAUCAGGAACCAGAUCAGCACCAAGCUGACACGGCAACUAAGUCAGAGACCGACCGCACAAGAGCUGGAGCAGAGAAAUAUUCUUCCAGCCAUGAACGAGAACGAUCGCCGGCUGGAGAGAUCUGAGAUCAAGCGGAGGCUCACCAGAAAGCUGUCUCAGAGACCCACCGUGGCCGAGCUGCAGGCCAAGAAGAUCCUGCGUUUCCACGAGUACGUGGAGUGCACCUCAGCUCAGGACUACGACCGGCGGGCGGACAAGCCCUGGACCAAGCUGACUCCUGCUGACAAGGCCGCCAUCCGCAAAGAGCUGAACGACUUCAAGAGUUCAGAGAUGGAGGUUCACGAGGACAGCAGGAUCUACACCCGAUUCCAUCGACCGUAGCUUCCUGUGCGGACCAGUAGAGCGCUUCGGCUCAGAGGACGGUGCGACUCCCGCCUCCGGACCCAACAUUUGGCCUCUUUGGCAGCAAGCAUGCUAACAGCUGCUGAACGGCGCUGAAGCCGAGGAUCAGCCAGAUCUGGCUCCUCCUGGAGGAGCUUAAGAGCGUUCCUGCUGGAGGCGCCUGGUGCCAACACUACAAGGACCUGAGCUGGACUCAAACCGGACUAAAGCACCACUAACUCACCAUCUCCCUCAGAGGAAAACUGCUGUCAAGCCUUUACCCGCCUUCACGUUUGUGUUCUUCACAGAGCAGAAAAGCGUUGUUGCUGCUCCACUAACCUAACUCUAUCUCUGCCUUACUCACCACUGGACCAACGCAGCGCUGCACAUUUACACUUCAGACGUAAUGUGAAAGAGUCAGAGUUUGGUUUGAUGAGCAGCUGAGCUCUGCGGGGAGAUUUCUGGAGCAUCAUGUCCAAAGAUGUGCAUCCUCCAGUGUGCAUUUACUGUAUUUUGUUGAUCGAUUUGACUUCUCUCAAGGAACACAUAUCACUAGAUUACUUUUUUUUUUAAAUACGGCACCUUAUGUCUCCUAAUUAGGUGUAUAGAAAUUUGACAUUUUUUAGCCUCUGUUUAUAAUUAUACAAAGCAGGAAAAUGUACAUAUUUUUAUUUUCCUUGCUGUUUUAUGGUACUUUAUAUAUGCAGCUUCACAGCUGACUGCAGUUGUAUAGAUCAAAAAUGUAGAUCUAAUCAACUUCAUAUUGUAAACUACUGACAGAAAAUGCUGACACGUUUUAAUUGUAAAGUACUGCUGUUAUUUCUUCAUAUUAAUGGUACAAAUGUUUGUUUUGUACAUAUAAAGAGACAUCAAACUGUUUUUUGCAAACAUGAAUAACUGAACAAUCUACUGAGAAAUUAAAACAUGUAUUUUUCAAUUCA
This is a messenger RNA of Cololabis saira (Pacific saury), 4765 nucleotides long. RefSeq names its product phosphatase and actin regulator 4a (gene phactr4a). Gene Ontology annotation, biological process: actin cytoskeleton organization; neural crest cell migration. The transcript is spliced from 14 exons. The record is from RefSeq and is a predicted model, not a curated record. Lineage: Eukaryota; Metazoa; Chordata; Actinopteri; Beloniformes; Belonidae. Gene Ontology annotation, molecular function: actin binding. Bases 429 to 3824 code for a protein of 1131 amino acids.